AUGGAAUUGUUAGCAUCAAAAAUUUAUAUGGAUUGUUUGCGUGCCACUGAUCUGGGUAUUGAACGUGUGCUGGACGAACUUCGAGCUCAAGGCGUGAAUAGACCCAGAAAGUCGGUUAAUCUUCUGUUCAUUUCAAUGGAUCUCACUUUUGGUGCCCAGCAGUAUCAGCUGAAAUCUAGACUUGAGUUCAAUGCCAUUAUCCCAAGAACGUAA
Messenger RNA from Anisakis simplex (herring worm), 213 nucleotides. NCBI's taxonomy places the organism in Eukaryota, Metazoa, Nematoda, Chromadorea, Rhabditida, Anisakidae. The record is from the annotation of a GenBank genome assembly.